AUGUUACAAAAAAUAAAAACAAUCUUGAAAUGUAAUACUAAAAGUAAUGCAUAUGAAGAAGUCAUUGAUGAGGCUGAUGAACAGAUGUAUAAAACAUUUGAAAUGGAAGAAAGAAGAAAAUCUCAUAUUUCAAUUAGUGGAUCAAGUCAAACUCAACCUCAUAUUGGUAUGGAGUCAUCAGAGGAAGAUUCUAGUGCUACCAAACUAGCCAGAAGAAGUUCAGUAUUACUUGAUUUAUUUUCAUUAUUUAGAAAAAGUUCAAGUUCAAAUCAAAGAAAUUCAUAUAUUAAGAGUGGUCGUACAUCUAUUAGUGGUGUUGAUGGUUUUGAGGGUGAGGAUACUGAUGAUGAAGAUCCAACACAUAUGUCAAAAGAAAGAUUGAUGGAAGCUAUUAGGCAAAAAAAAGAAAUUAUUGGAAAAGUUAGAUGUCAACCUUGGAAUAUGAAAAGAAAACGGCGAACAUUAAAGGUUGCCCAACACCACCUACAAAGACAGGAAGCCAGAGUUUCUAAAGUAAAUUUAUACAAAGUUGAAGCUGUCAGAAUUUAUCAUGUAGCAGCUAGAUGGUUUGAAAAUUUAAAAAUUUAUUUAAUACCAUGGGAAAAUAAAAUUAAAAGAAUAGAAAGUCAUUUUGGUAGUGUUGUUUCAAGUUACUUUAUUUUUUUAAGAUGGGUAUUAGGUGUUAAUAUAAUAAUAAGUUUAAUAAUGUUAUUAUUUAUUUGUAUACCAGAGUGGUUGGCUGAUAAUAGACUUGAUAUAGAAAGAUAUAAUAAAACACAACAUAUCAAAAUUAUGCCAGAAUCAAUCAAAAAAAAGGCAGAUGAAUUGAGUACUGUUUGGGAUUUUGGAGGAUAUUUUCAAUAUUCAUUACUUUUUUAUGGAUACUAUUCAAGUGAAACAUUUUUUGGUGAUACAGUUCAGUAUAAAGUUCCAUUAGCAUAUUUUGUUGUUAAUCUUUUAAUAUUAGCAUAUUCUUUUUUUGUUAUAUUAAGAAAAAUGGCAUCAAAUGCCAGAAAUUCAAAAAUGGGUGGAUCAAAAGCUGAACAGUAUGUUUUUAAUUGGAAAACAUUUACUGGAUGGGAUUAUACUAUUGGAAAUGCUGAAACAAGUUCUAGUUUAUAUAUGGCAAAUGUUAUAAAAUUCAGAGAAAGUAUUGCUGAAUAUAAUGUAAAAAUUAAAAAAAAAUUUGCCUGGCUUCAACUUGCUGGAAGAAUUUUAGCUAAUGUUAUUAUAAUAAUAAUGUUAGCAUUAUCUGUAUGGGCUAUUAUAGCUGUUAUUCAAAUCAGAGAAAAAGAUACAUUUAUUAAACAAAAUGCUGUUUCAAUUACUGUUUCAUUUAUUACUCUUAUUUUUCCAAAUAUUUUUGAAUUAAUAGGAAAAUUAGAAUGUUACCAUCCACGAAUUGCACUUAGACUCCAAUUAGCCAGAGUAUUAUUUCUUUAUAUUGCGAAUUAUUUUACACUUAUUGUGUCAUUAAUGCUUAUGUUAAAUGCUUUAGAAGAAAGAGGAAAAGCAUCUGAUUAUUUCUUUAUUGAAAGUCAAUUUUCAACUGAUAAUCAUUAUUAUGAAAAUCAAAUUUCAACACCAUUAAUUGGUGAAUCAAAUUUUGAUAAAGAUUUAAAUAAUAGUGAACAUUAUCAAAUUUAUAGUAGACAUAGUAGAGAUAUUAUAAAUAAAACACUUAAUAAUAUAACAACAACAAUAUCACCUUUACAAAAAAUAUGGACAACAGUUUUUCCUAAUUUUGGUCCAAUAGCUGUAUCUAAUCCAAAAGCAAUAAUUUCUCCAAAAUAUACAACAACAGAUGGUAGUGGAAAUAAAUUAAAUGAUAAAAUUGUUUAUGAAUCACGUCCAAUUGGACCAAUAACAUGGGAAAAUAGAAAUAAAACAAUUGAAUCAAUAGUUCUUAAUUAUACAACAUCAAGUGGAAAACAAUUAUUUUCAUAUGGUCAGGGAUCCCGUCAAGGUGACCUUUGCUGGGAAACAUUAAUUGGACAAGAAAUUAUGAAAAUUGUUAAUAUGGAUUUGAUAAUGACUGUCCUAGCAAUAUUAAUAAUUGAUUUUUUACGUGGUUUAUGGGUAAGAUAUUGUAAUACAUGGUGGUGUUGGAAUUUGGAAUGUACCUUUCCAGAGUAUGGUGAAUUUAAAGUAGCUGAAAAUGUUCUUCAUUUAGUUAAUAAUCAAGGAAUGAUAUGGUUAGGAUUAUUUUUUGUCCCUAUGUUACCAGUUAUAAAUAAUAUAAAAUUAAUUAUUUUAAUGUAUAUUAGGGGAUGGGCAGUAAUGACAUGUAAUGUCCCAGCCAGGCAAAUAUUUAGAGCAUCAAGAAGUUCCAAUUUUUAUUUAAUGCUUCUUCUUUUAAUGUUAUUUUUAUGUACAUUACCGGUAGGUUUUGUUAUUGCAUCAAAAAAACCAAGUAAAAAUUGUGGACCAUUUGGAAAUCAACCAAGAUUUUAUAGUAUUAUACAAACAAUGAUGAAAAACAAUUUAAAUAAAAGUUUAUUUGGUAUUGUUGAAUAUAUAAUGUCUCCAGGAAUUGUUAUACCAAUUAUUUUACUUUUAAUGUUAACAAUAUAUUUUUUAUUUGCAUUAGUAAGAGGAUUAAAAGAGGCAAAUACUGAUUUAUCAGAACAAUUAAUGCAUGAAAGAACUGAAGAAAAAAAAAAGAUAUUUGAAUUAGCUGGAGGUGGUAGGAGAAAACAUGGUAAAAAAGAUAAUAAUAGAAGAAAAUCAAGAUCUAAAAAUAGAAAAGAAACAACAAAAGGUAAAAAAGUUUUGUUAUCAAGUGAUGAUGAAAGUGGAAAUAAAAGUCAUUCAUCUAUUGUUAAAGGUGGACAUAGUAAAUAUUUUAUUCCAAGUUUAGGGAGUGUUAAUGAAGAUGACAGAGAAGGUGAUGAGAUACAACAACGUCUUUUACAAGAAAAUGAAUUUGAUGAAAAUGGAUUUUUAAAAGAACCAUCAUCCAUCAAAUUAAGAGAAUUUACUUUAAAAGAAAAGUUACUUAUUUGUAUUGGAAUGGCUGAUCCAAAAGAAAUACGAGAAAAAGAUAGAAUGGAAGAAUUAAAAGUUCAAGAAAAUUAUAGAGCUCUUAUAUCUGAAAAUUUUAAUAAACCAGAAGGGCAUAAAGGUAGUAAUAGAGAUAUUAAUAAAUCAGAAAGUGAAAUAAAUGAACGUAAUAGAGAGGAAAGAAUUGGUUCACCAGAUAGAAAAAGUGAUAUUACAGAAUAUCAAACACUUGAAAUUGAAAAUGAAGAAGAUGACAUGAGUAAGGUUAAAAAUGUUUCUGGUGAAGAUAGUAAAAUAAUAGUAGAUUAUGCUACCCCUCCAUCAUCUUAUCAUGAAGCAAUUAAAAAUAGUAAAACAGAUAUUUUUUUUAAUAAAGAUAUUAUUACUUCUGAUAAUAGUACUACAGAUAGUAAUGGUAAUAAAAAAACAACUAAAGAAAGUCAUGGAACACAUAAACGUAAAAAAAGAUCACCUAAAUUUAGUACACCAGAUGACAGGACAAUCUUAAGAAUGUCAAAAGAAGAGGAAGAUUAUAGUGAUGAUGAAAGAAGUGAUCAAUCAAUAAAAGAACAAAGUACAAUGUUUAAUCAAAAUUAUUCUAAUGGUGAAAUAUUUAAUAAUAAUGAUAAUAAAAAUAAUAAUAUAGAGGAAGUAGAACAUCCAUUAAUGAAAAUAUCUACUAGAAGUAAAAGUAAAGAUAAAUUGAUAUUAAUGACCUCAUCACAAAGAAUUAAAAGUGACAGUUCUUUAACCAAUCAAAUGUUAACUAGCCAAGAUAAAAUACCAAGUAUUGCUUCAGAUAAUCAAAUUGUCUAUCAAUUAAUGAAUUCACAAUACCAAUCAAAAGUUAGUAAUGAUAAUAAUAAUAAGCAACAAAUAAAUCAAUCAAUGUAUUCUUCAUCAAGUUCAGGAAAUGGUGUAAUGAAUUCAUAUAUGGCUGCAAUGCAAAGGCCUAUUAUUCCAACAAGUGAUGAGUCAUUUGCAAGUAUGGGUGGUGAUUGGAUAAAAAAAAUUUCUAGUAAUGCUGAAAAAUAUAAUCCUAAUUUAAAUCAAAAUACUCAAUAUAGUAGAAAAAUGGGAUAUGAUAAUCCAAUGAAUUUGAUGUCAGUAUCAGCAGAACUUCCUGCUAUCACUGUUCAAAAUACUACUGAUGAGAAGGAUAAAAAAAAUGAUAAACCUAAAAGUACUGUUUCACCAAAUAGAGGAAGAACAUCAUCACCAGAUAAACCAAAUUUUACUCCAAGAUUUAGGAUAUCAGCAUCACCACCUCGUCGAAUAAGUCGUUACUCACAGGCAAAUGCACAAAAACCAGGAUCACCAUCAACAAAGAAACGCCAAUAUAUAAUGCGUGUAGAGGGUAUAUUAACAUCAGACUCAGAACGUGAAACUUCACCCGGCCAACCAUAUUGGCCAUCAAAAGGAUUAAGAAAAAAUCAUUUAAAUGAUAGUUUUAUAAAAGAUAACUCAUCUGAUAGAAAUAAACGAAGCAGUUCAAAAAAUUCAAGAUCACCAAGUCUUGGUAAACAAACACUUGUAUAA
Messenger RNA from Strongyloides ratti, 4542 nucleotides. Its product is annotated as TMC family-containing protein. NCBI's taxonomy places the organism in Eukaryota, Metazoa, Nematoda, Chromadorea, Rhabditida, Strongyloididae. The transcript has 2 exons. Gene Ontology annotation, molecular function: mechanosensitive monoatomic ion channel activity. The coding region runs from base 1 to 4542 and encodes 1513 amino acids. Gene Ontology annotation, cellular component: plasma membrane. The record is from RefSeq and is a predicted model, not a curated record.